AUGUCGCUCGGGAAAGCUCCGGAACCGCCCUCGAAAAGUCAUAGCGCGACUGCUACUAUUGUAGGUGUCGUGGUUGGAGUGUGUGCGCUUGCUGCUCUUCUGGGCGCUGCGUUUUUCUGGUGGCGAUCAAAAAGACACAAACGCCGAAUUGACUCCGAUUACAACUCUGAUGACACCACAAUGAAGGAUGGCGACAAUUCGAAUGUAUUGCCCUUCGCUGAUCCCCGGGUUAAUGGUGCCUACAUGACACAAUGCUACCACAGCAAUGGUAGUCUUGAUGAAUACAAUGACUAUUCUCGCCGUAUAUUACAUCAACUGAACGAAGAGGAUUAA
Penicillium waksmanii is the source of this 333-nucleotide messenger RNA. RefSeq lists its product as uncharacterized. Bases 1 to 333 code for a protein of 110 amino acids. NCBI's taxonomy places the organism in Eukaryota, Fungi, Ascomycota, Eurotiomycetes, Eurotiales, Aspergillaceae. The record is from RefSeq and is a predicted model, not a curated record. The transcript has 2 exons.